Neurospora tetraspora is the source of this 519-nucleotide messenger RNA. RefSeq names its product hydrophobic surface binding protein A-domain-containing protein. Gene Ontology annotation, cellular component: extracellular region. Bases 1 to 519 code for a protein of 172 amino acids. The transcript has a single exon. The record is from RefSeq and is a predicted model, not a curated record. Lineage: Eukaryota; Fungi; Ascomycota; Sordariomycetes; Sordariales; Sordariaceae.
AUGAAGUUCACCACCCUCCUCGCCCCGGUCGCCAUCCUGGCCUCCACCGUCGCCGCCGACGCCGCCUCCAUCCAAACCGCCCUGGACACCAUCAACCUGUCGACGCUCAAGCUCAAGAACUACGUCGACACGUGGAACGGCAAGCUCCUGACCGUGAUCCCCAUCGUCAGCGAGAGCACCUCCUUGCUCGCCAACAUCAACCGCGGCACCAAGACUGCGGAAGCCUCCGAGGAACUCGACACCCUCGGCGCCCUGGGCGUCGGCCAAAAGACGUCCACGCUCGCCACCUCGGUCAACCAGACCAUUACCGCCAUCAUCGCCAGCAAGCCCAAGUUCGACAAGCUUUUGUUGAGCCCGACCAUCCUGCUCAACCUCAAGCUUGAGAAGAAGGCGACUGAGGAGAUGAGCGAGGCUAUUGUUUCUAAGAUCCCGGAGCUGUUCCGGGACUUUGCUAAGAGUCUUACUGUCCCGAUCUUUGAGAGCUUUGAUGAGGCUAUUGAGACUUAUAAGCUGUUUUAG